UUUCCUGGCAGUCACCUCCACCACAUGGAACCAGAGAAUGAUACACAAAUUUCAGAAUUUCUUCUUAUGGGAUUAUCAAAAGAGCCAGAACUGCAGCCCCUCAUAUUUGGGCUUUUCCUCUCCAUGUACCUGAUCACUGUGUUUGGAAACCUGCUCAUCAUCCUGGCAGUCAGCCUAGACUCCUAUCUCCACACCCCCAUGUACUUCUUCCUCUCCAACCUGUCCUUUGUAGACAUCUGUUUCACUUCCACCACCAUCCCAAACAUGCUGAUGAACAUACAGAUGGAAAACAAAGUUAUAACUUAUAAAGCCUGCAUCACGCAGAUAUUCUUUCUCUUACUCUUUGUUGCACUGGAAAACUUACUCCUGGCAGUGAUGUCUUAUGACCGCUUCGUGGCCAUCUGCCACCCCCUGCACUACACAGUCAUCAUGAACCCCCGGCUCUCUGGACAGCUGGUGCUGGUGUCCUGGAUCAUGAGUGCCUUGAAUUCCUUAAUCCAAAGCUUGAUGGUGUUGCGGCUGUCCUUCUGUGGAAAGGUGAUAAUCCCCCACUUUUCCUGUGAAAUUAAUCAGGUGAUUCGACUUGCCUGCUCUGACACAUUUCUUAAUGACAUGGUAAUGUAUUUUGUAGCUGGUAUUUUGGGUGGUGGUCCCCUUGCUGGGAUUCUUUACUCAUACUCCAAGAUAAUUUCCUCCAUUCGAAGAAUCUCAUCAGCUCAGGGGAAGUAUAAAGCAUUUUCUACCUGUGCAUCUCACCUCUCAGUUGUGUCCUUAUUUUAUUGUACAAUCUUAGGAGUGUACCUUAGCUCUUCAGGUACCUACAGCUCACGUGCAAGUGUAAUUGCCUCAGUAAUGUACACUGUGGUCACACCCAUGCUGAAUCCCUUCAUCUACACUCUGAGGAACAAAGACAUAAAAAGGGCUCUGAAAAGAAUCAUUGGGAUGGCAGUUAUAUAA
Molecule: messenger RNA, 957 nt
Organism: Hippopotamus amphibius kiboko
Lineage: Eukaryota; Metazoa; Chordata; Mammalia; Artiodactyla; Hippopotamidae
Product: olfactory receptor 7A17-like
Exons: 1
Coding region: 25-957 (310 amino acids)
Biological process (GO): G protein-coupled receptor signaling pathway
Cellular component (GO): membrane
Molecular function (GO): olfactory receptor activity; G protein-coupled receptor activity
Source: RefSeq, a predicted model, not a curated record